Molecule: messenger RNA, 5086 nt
Organism: Oncorhynchus nerka (sockeye salmon)
Lineage: Eukaryota; Metazoa; Chordata; Actinopteri; Salmoniformes; Salmonidae
Gene: nt5c2a
Product: 5'-nucleotidase, cytosolic IIa
Exons: 18
Coding region: 123-1805 (560 amino acids)
Molecular function (GO): 5'-nucleotidase activity
Source: RefSeq, a predicted model, not a curated record
UGUUCAUUCUAUGUAUUACAUUUCUAUCUACAUAUUCUGAACCAGGCUUUGCGCAUGCUCUGUGAAUCAUUAUCUACCCACUCAAUAUUGCAACAAGACUGAAAUAAUUCAAACGGUUCAAGAUGACGUCAUGGAGCGACCGCUUACAGAACUUUGCAGACCUCCCAGCCAACAUGGACGGCUUGGCCAUGAAGAAGUAUCGGCGUGAGGCCUACCACAGAGUUUUUGUGAACAGAAGCUUGGCAAUGGAGAAGAUUAAGUGCUUUGGUUUUGAUAUGGACUACACUCUGGCAGUGUAUAAAUCACCUGAGUACGAGUCGCUGGGAUUUGACCUGACCGUGGAACGUCUCGUCCACAUCGGUUACCCACAGGAGCUGCUCAACUUUGUCUACGACCCCGCUUUCCCCACCAGAGGCCUGUUGUUUGACACAAUGCACGGGAAUCUGCUCAAGGUCGACGCAUACGGCAACAUCCUGGUCUGUGCCCACGGCUUCAACUUCAUGAGGGGGCCUGAGAUCAGGGAGAUGUACCCCAACAAGUUUAUCCAGCGUGGAGACACUGACCGCUUCUACAUUCUGAACACACUGUUCAACCUCCCAGAAACCUACCUCUUUGCUUGUCUGGUUGAUUUCUUCACCAACUGCCCCAAAUACACAAGCUGCGAGACUGGCUUUAAGAAUGGAGACCUCUUCAUGUCCUACAAGAGCAUGUUCCAGGAUGUCCGUGAUGCUGUGGACUGGGUCCACUUGAAGGGAUCUUUGAAAGAAAAAACGGUUGAAAACCUGGAAAAGUAUGUGGUCAAGGAUGGGAAGCUCCCUCUACUCCUGAGUCGGAUGAAUGAAGUGGCCAAGGUGUUCCUGGCCACCAACAGUGACUACAAAUACACAGAGAAAAUAAUGACAUACCUGUUUGACUUCCCCCAUGGUCCAAAGGUGGGAAUGCCCCAUCGGCCCUGGCAGUCCUACUUUGACCUGAUCUUAGUAGAUGCCCGCAAACCCGUGUUCUUCGGAGAGGGGACAGUGCUACGGCAGGUCGACACAACCACAGGCCGGCUGAAGAUUGGCACAUACACAGGACCACUGCAGCACGGCAUCGUGUACUCUGGAGGUUCCUCUGACAUAGUGUGUGACCUGCUGGGGGCCAAAGGGAAGGACAUAGUAUACAUUGGGGACCACAUCUUUGGGGACAUCCUCAAGUCCAAAAAACGCCAGGGAUGGAGGACCUUCUUGGUGAUCCCUGAACUCGCUCAGGAGCUGCACGUGUGGACUGACAAGAGCUCUCUGUUUGAGGAGCUCCAGUCUCUGGACAUCUUCCUGGCAGAGCUCUAUAAAAAUCUUGACAGCAGCAGCAACGAGAGACCUGAUAUCAGUUCCCUCCAGCGCAGGAUCAAGAAAGUGACCCAUGACAUGGACAUGUGCUAUGGGAUGAUGGGCAGUCUGUUCCGCAGUGGCUCCAGACAGACUCUCUUUGCGUCACAGGUGAUGCGCUAUGCUGACCUGUACGCUGCCUCCUUCAUCAACCUCCUCUACUACCCAUUCAGCUACCUGUUCAGAGCAGCACACGUACUGAUGCCCCAUGAGUCGACGGUUGAGCACGCCCACGUGGACAUCAACGAUACCGAGUCGCCCCUGGCAACGCGUAACCGCCACUCCGUGGACCUGUUGGAGUUAGACUGUAAGAGGCACCAGCUGACCCGCUCCAUAAGUGAGAUCCAGCCCCCAAACCUGUUCCCACAGACCCCCCAGGAGAUCACCCACUGCCACGACGAGGAUGAUGACGAGGAAGAGGAAGAGGAGGAAGAGUAAGCAGGGAGAGGAGGCUCACCAAAGGGUAGACUUUUACUUUAGGGACAGAUCUAGCAUCAGUUUAGUGUCUAGUGGCAAACUCCUACUGCUCCAGGAGGGUGUAUAGCGCGUAGUGUUGUGUAGUUAGCUAGGUAACUGAAUAUCCCCAGCAAAGGGAUUGGAGUAAGUGUCAGGAUUAGGGUAAGGGUUACACAGAUUUUAGUUGUACCGUUUGUAUAUAUUUCUCAGCACAGGCUAUGUAAAUGUUGUUUGUUUUGUUCUUUUUGCUUGGUGAAGUUUCCAGAGAAGUUUCCAGAUGGAGCUCUUCGGACCACACCUAAGAGACUGAUGGUGACUUGGCCCCCCUAUCAUGCCUGCACUGACCUGGCAUCAUUAUGCAGUCAGUAUCACAUACUUGAGCUGUGCACGCAUAGUCUUGAAAACCCCACCCUAGGCAACACAGUGACCAGGGUCUGGUUUCAAUGGUGGACUCAUUUGGCAUAGAGCAGGGAUGGGCCACAUUGAUUGGUGUGGGGGCCACUUUGAUUGGUGUGGGGGCCACAUGAGGCGCCGUUGCUAGCAGGUCUGCAUACCCACAUAUGCAUAGCCCUUUUCCCACCACAUUGCAAGCAAAACAUUUUUGCAGCCCCCCUCUUGACACCAAAGAGUUAAUUUUGUGCAAUUCUACACAUUUUGUCAUGGGGCGUAGAGAAAAUGUUGCAGUUUUAAAGCAAGUUUGCUGCAAUUCUAUACAUUUUGCCGGGGAGGUAAAUUGAUCCAAAGGACUUCAAAGGGGAGCGGCCCGCCAAUUGCCAAUCCCUGGUAUAGAGGAGCUACGUCACUGCCUAUGUCGAUAAGGGAGGGAAAAAUCUGGGGCUUUCCCAACAAAAACAAACUUUGCAGUGCUUUUAGUUAAGGAUGCAAACGGGCCAUGUGAAAUUCACUCAUUUAAAAAGAACCGCUAUGAUCUUCAUCUUGCUAGCUACUAUUUUGUAUUUUAUUCAAGUUGAUAAAGCUGUGACGUAGGCAAUGAUGUUGUUCCUCUAUGCCAAAAGUGUCCAUAAUUGAAACAAGACCCAAGCCUAGGGUCGGAUUUUCCAGACUAAUGCACUUACGCUGCCCUGCUACUGUCCCCUAGCUGUGAGUGGUGUGCCUUUUAGUUUGUUUUACUGAAUGAAACUGUUCCCUUGGUUAAAGAUGCACUAUGCAGAAAUCGCUCUGCCAUUUCCUGGUUGCUAAAAUUAGAAUAGUUUGCCUAAUGUAUAUGUGACGAAACAAGCAAGUUUAGUGUAUAGAAUCAUUGUACCAUGUAAUCCGCAGUGAGAUAUAUUUUCCAUAACCAAAAAUAGUAUAUUCAGCUGUUUGAAGCUGCUAUACAAAACACAACAAAAAGACACAAGCGAAACUUCAGCACGGUAAGCAUAGAAAUAGGGCACAUAGAACAGAUCUACCGCUUCUUAGACUUGCUUUCGAUAAGAAUGCCAGAUCUAUAAUUCACAUUUCUAUGUAAUUUGGUUGGGGUCGCCCAAAAAGUUAUAUAUUGCAGCUUUAAUGUUUGAACCACCAAGGAACAAUAGUAUAAUUUAUAUGGAGUCCUAUUUGCACCAGACUUUGAUUAUAGAAAUGCUUUUCUCUGAACUGUUAUAGAAUAGUAUUUUUAUGGAAACAGAGAGCAUGUGAUGGCUGCUGUGGAACAGUAUAAAAGUUUGUGAUCAUACGCACAUUCUUAAAAAACGUAGGUGCUGGGCUAAUAAAGAAUACUUAUGAAGAACAGGAAGGCCUGUUUACGCUCCCAAAAAAGCACUGAAUUGGGUGCAUAAACUGUGUGUGGGCCUUCCUGUUCUUUGCUGUGGUACAGUACACAUCUGUCUGAGGAAUGUGACAAAUAAAAGUAUCACGUUACGUGACGUUACACAGCAGCUGCAGAUCCAGAGCAGCCGGCAGAAGCCGCAAUUCUCCUUUUGGCAUCUGGUUACCUGCUCUAGUUACCAGAUUCCUCCUACUAAUUUACCAUCCCCCACUGACUAAUAGACUACAUUUCCCAGAAUUCAGUUGUAUUCCAUAGCUCAGCCAAUCAGAGUCCCUGUCUCUACUUAGUGCCCUACACAUUAUACAGAUUAUGGCAAUAAUAUGCCCUGUAUUAUCAUUUUAAUUCAGACCAUUUCUGUAUCAAGAAAUACUGUGUAUAUCAGCCCUAUGAAACUGUUAUUGCCUUAGUCUGGUCUGGAUUUGUGAGACAAUGUAUAUACAAGAUAAGUAUAUUUUUGUGUGUCUUUUGAAUAAUGCUUGAAAGGGAAGACAGUCCUGGUAAAAGCUGCUUGUGUUAUUUACUGUAAAAGUGUUCUGAAGGGCUUUGAUGUUGUAGGCCUCUUCUAUGCGCAUUUCAAAUGGCUGUAGUUCAAUGACAUUGCCUAAGUUCACAGCAUGCUCCCGGAGUAUCUAUAACCAGAGACAUGCUUAAAACUCAUCAAAUUGCAGGCAUUUUGUUGAAAGCCUGAAAAACAUGGUAUUGAAAUGCAUCUGCGCUUCUGCAGAAAACAGGCUUAACAACUGUAAGUAUUCAGCUGCAUGAAUAUUUUUUUAUAUAAGAGGUGAAAUUCUGCACUGCAAGAAUCAUUUUCUUAUUUCUGCAAUAGUAUAGGCUAACCAAGUGUCUCUGGGUGUACGGUUAUGUAUGAGUGUUUAUGGUUUAUUAUGGUGCGUAGCAUGACCAUAAACUGGUCCAGGCUGCCCUCAUGUUUAUUUCUAACCCCUCCCCCUAAUGUAGGUCAAAGAUCUUACUAUGCCCGUAAGCUAUGUGCUCAUAUGAUUGGCUGUUUGUUUGUUUUAAUAGCUGUUACUGUACAGUCUUGUCCUACUGUAUGGAACUGGACUGACUCCCUCUACUGGAAGUUUGAAAACUACCAUUAACUCAAAUGUUUCAAUUCAGAAGUCCCUUUACCUUGUGGCGGAUUUACCUACUGUAUAAAAGCAACGCUAACUGUGCCAAUGAAUGUCAUGCUGUUAUUUUUUUUUUUAAAUAUGUUUUCCAACUUUUUAAGAUUUAUAAUUUUUUUGCAUGAUCUGAAUCUGUUGAGUUUGGAGCUGCUUUUUGAAUUCACUGUGGAAUGUGAGACGACUUACAAAAGUAAACCGUGCCAAUGGAUUUAAAGCAAUUUAUGAAAAUGUAUUUUCUUGAAAACAUUUUGUGCAUGUUCUGCAGUUGCUGUUUAAGUGUGGAAUUUGUUUCUGAGAAUUUUACUUGGAGGAAUAUCCAUUUUGAUGUUUAAUAAAAUGUAAUGCGCCGUUGCAAUAGAUUGGAA